Molecule: messenger RNA, 450 nt
Organism: Diabrotica virgifera virgifera (western corn rootworm)
Lineage: Eukaryota; Metazoa; Arthropoda; Insecta; Coleoptera; Chrysomelidae
Exons: 1
Coding region: 4-375 (123 amino acids)
Source: RefSeq, a predicted model, not a curated record
AAAAUGGUAUCUUUGGAUGGUGAAAUGAUUGUGAAAAGCAAUAGUUUUAAGUACAUAGGAUCGGUAUUACAGAGUAAUGGAGAAAUAGAUGGAGAUGCAUGCAGUAGAAUUAGGGCUGGAUGGAUGAAGUGGAAACAAGCGAGUGGUGUGUUGUGUGACAGAAAAAUUCCAAUGAAGCUGAAGGGAAAAUUCUAUAAAACAGCCAUAAGACCGGCUAUGAUGCACGGAACUGAAUGUUGGGCAGUGAAAAAGAAAGAGGAACAACGAAUGCAUGUGGCGGAAAUGAGAAUGCUUAGAUGGAUGAGUGGAGUGACAAAGAAGGAUAAAAUUAGAAAUGAGUAUAUUAGGGGGAAGUCUAGGUGUGGCACCAAUUGAUGCCAAAAUGAGAGAGCAUAGGUUAAGAUGGUUUGGUCAUGUUCAACGUCGAGACGUUAAUCACCCAAUACGAAG